Messenger RNA from Encephalitozoon romaleae SJ-2008, 7161 nucleotides. RefSeq names its product vacuolar protein sorting-associated protein. Gene Ontology annotation, cellular component: extrinsic component of membrane. Gene Ontology annotation, biological process: protein targeting to vacuole; protein retention in Golgi apparatus. The transcript has a single exon. NCBI's taxonomy places the organism in Eukaryota, Fungi, Microsporidia, Unikaryonidae. The record is from RefSeq and is a predicted model, not a curated record. Bases 1 to 7161 code for a protein of 2386 amino acids.
AUGCAGAGUUUGUUUGGGUCCCCGAUGCUCAAGAAGAUCCUUCUGAAAACACUGAACAAAUUUCUUGGAAGUUAUGUAGAGAACAUAGAUAAGCACCAGCUUGAGCUUGGGAUAUUCAAGGGAUAUGUGUCUGUAUCCAACCUAAGAAUCAAGUCUUCUGUCAUCUCAAGAUUGUUUGAAGGGAGGGUUAUUUCGAACUGUAUAGGGACUCUUCGAGUUCUUGUACCAUGGAAGAGCUUUUCUAGGAAGCCUAUUGAGAUAUACAUAAAGGACAUUGAUAUCAAGCUCGGAAAAGCUGGGUUCUGCUGGUGCUUUCUUGAUGAGAAGCCCUGCAUAGAAUGCGUUAAGUAUGAGAAAUAUGAGUUUAUGAGUAAGCUUGAUAAGCUCAGUGUCCUGUCUGAUGCUCGAGAGGAGAGCCCUGUAGUUUUUGAGGACUUGAUUAUGAAGGAUGGAUUCAGGAUUCUGAUUGAAAAUGUGAAUUUGGAAUAUGUGAGUGGAGAGUCGAUCGGCCUUAAGAUUCAGAAGCUGGAAUUCAGUAGAAAAGACCCAAAGGAGAUGAAGAAUGGAAAAGUGGUGAACAUCAAUGGAGUAGAGGUAUCUGGAGGAUCGAAGGUGGCAGGGCCUUUCAAUAUUUGUGGCAAGGUUUGGAUGUCGUCUAGAGAUAUGAAACCGAAGAUUGAGGUGAAUCUAGAUGGUUUUCAUGUAGAGAUGAAGCAACAAGUGGUUGAAAAGAUCCUAAGAGGUAGUAGAGAAUACAUUGAAGAUAGAGUACGGUGGACGCUGUUCAGAAAUUACUUGGAAUACAGACAGAUAAUGAAAGCGGCUAGGGAAAUGAACUUAUGGGAAGACCAGAAAGACCCAGCAAACUCUGAAAGGAGUGGAGUGAUAGAGAUAUGGAGGCGGCUUAUCAAGCUACAAAAGAAGGCCAUUGAAUCAAAAGGUGUUUUGUUGGAGGAUGUAAGUAAGAUAGUGAUAAAGGUAAACGAGUACAGGGAAAUUCUGAAGGUUUCGAAGCUGUCUCCUAGUGAGGUGGAAAGGAAGAAGAGAUAUGAGAAAGAGAUACAGUUUGAGAGACUAUUGAAGAUAAAAAGAAGUCAUUGCAGAGAUUCUGAGAGGAAAUCAUGGAAGAACCUUCUGUCAUUUAUAAGAGAAGGGAGUAGUAAGAAAAGAGAAUCGGUAGGGAUCCCGGCUUCAUUCAAUGUAGGGGAGGUAAGUAUGAUGGUUACUGAUGAGAAACACCAAGGAUUCAAGAUGGUCAUUCCCAAAGGAAGAGUUAGUACAAAGAAUUUACUUUCACCAUUUAAAAUCGACUUCAAGGGAAAUGAGUGGAAGCUGUACUUCAUUGAUGCCAGGCGCAAUGAAUAUGAGCCCCACAACGAGUUGAUUUCCUUCUUACUGGAUGUAAGGGGGACUCUUACCCAUGAUGGACCCAAUAUGUAUGCCAAAGGAAUAGCUAGGGAGUUGAGAGUAUUGAAUUAUAGAAGAGAACUUCCUCAUUGUUUCGAGAACCUUAUGAAGGUUGUAAGGGAGUCAUGGGUUCCCUCAUACCAAUCAUCGGGAUCUAAAGGUAAGACAAGGAUUGAUCUCAAGGUGGAUAUGAUUGGCCUUGAGUCUGAUCUAGAAAGAUUUGUUGGGAUCGAGCCAUCAAACAGAUAUGGCAUUGAAUGUGGAGGAAUGGUUUUUUCGUAUGUGAAUGACGGAAUAAGCAUUAAGAAGGCAGCAUCACUAACUGUAUCAUCUUCUUCUGUUUAUUGGAUUAACCCCGUGUCUAGAGAAAAAGAGGCUCUCUCAAACAGAAUUGAGACAUCUGUUCUGCUUGUUGACAAUGUGUUCUAUGUGAAAACAUCAAUGGUGGAUCUCUAUGCACAUGGAGUAUGUCCGAAUGGUUUCGAAGGGAACGGAGUAGUGUUUCCUGUCGGGUUUGUUGUUCCAAACUUCGAAGUAUGUUCUGAUGCCAUAAGGAUCAACGGACCGAAGGGAAUGGUCGAGCUCCGAAGGAUCAGGAUGUCUGGAAACGGGGGAACCAUAUUUGAUAUAGAGAUCUUUAGAGGAAAGAUAUUGAAUGAGGCAGGAAGAACCGUGUGCCGUAUUCCUAGGAUGAAGGCUGAGGCCAGGAUUGGAAAGGUUCUGCUUUUGGAUAUCAAAUACCUAAGGAUAUGCGGCAUGGCUAGAAGAAUCAGCAGAUUUGUGCACGGAAUGCCAAGGAUGCCAAAGAGUGAAGUGUCUACACAAGUUAUUUUCAAGGUUGGGAAGGUAGAAGGGGCGAUAAAAUGUAAAGGAAAGACCUUGAAUAUUAGUGUGAGUGAAUAUUUUGAGGGUUUGGCUAGAAGUGUGAAUAUGAGCCUGGACGAAAGUAUGGCUGAUAUAGAAGAUCUUGAGGUUGGAGAGGAGUACAAAUGCAAGUCUGCGAUGGUAGUGAUAAACAAGGAGGAUGUCAAGAGCUUAAAGGCAUUUGAAAGGAUACUUGGAAGAAUGGGAAAUGAUGUGAGUACCUUUAAAGCUACUAUAGGGGCACUCCUGAUCAGACUGGUAGAGGGGUUGGAGAUGGAAGUGAAGGACUUCCGGAUUUUCAAAGAUGAAGUGAUAGGGGCCGUAUGUCCUUUUGAGAUCUCAAUAUCUGACACGGACAUGAGUGGCAUUUUGGGUCUAUCAUUUGAUAGGAAGAAAUCCAUGAAGAUAGGCAUCAACAGAUUUGAAAAGUCCUGUGAUGGAACUACUAUUGAGGGGAGUGUUAGGGGAGAGAUUGAUGAAAGAGUUCUCAUCAAGAUGAAAGAUCAGCUAGAGGGGGUUUCAAUGCCAUCAGGUACAUCUGAGGAAAGGAGUAGUAUUUUAUUUGACAUAUCUCUUGGAGUGGUGUUUUCUGAGAGAUAUCUCAAGAUAGAGUGCCCGCUAAUUCUCUUCAAAAAGACGGAUUGGUGGGAAGUAUCCAUGAAAGAAUUAUCUGUUGUGUCUGAUGAUGGAGAGCAUAUAAGUUUAUUUGGGAUUAAUGCCAAGAAUGGAGAAGGGGCUACUGAACUCUUUAUAAGUAGAAUAGAGAUGUGUCUUGAGCCUUUCAGGUUUGCCUCAACACUUCAUCCUCUCUUGAGCACUGGAAACGGUGUAAGUUGCACAGAAAGCACAGAAGUCCGUAUAGAUGAAGUAUGUAUAAGUAACAAAGAAAUGGCCGAAAUAAGAAUAAGAAAUGUAAAGUACAAUGAAGAGCUAACCUUGGAUCUUUCUAUUUCGAAUGAGCCUGGAAGCAAAGUGACAUAUAAAAAAGUGAAUAGCAAUGGGGCCGAGAGCUUUUUUCUAUCUAUGGUAGGUGGAUGGUAUGAGGCGAAUUCCUUGAUCACCACUGUCUCCUUCUGCUCCUCUGAAUAUAUGAAGAUAUGCAAGAAGUUCGGGAUCCAGAUGUCAAAAGAACGGUUCCAUGUAUUGGUUAUGGAUCUUACGGUAAUGGUGGAUGAUUCCACAUCCCUUCUUAGAAUCAAUCUUCCUGUUGGAUACUUUGACAUCCAGGAGUUACAUUCACUCAGAGGAAGGAUCCUCUGUUCAUCUGCUGUCUACAACCCGAAUUCCAUGGAAUUCGUUCCUUUUGUUGAAGAGAAUGUCUUUGUUGUAAAGAAGUGUGGAUCCCUCCUAGACAUCAGAGCACUUUCAAAGCUAAGAAUAUUGUAUUUACAUGGAAUUACAAAUGCAAUUGUUGGUCUUUUUGGCAGCAAAAGGAAUGGGCUAAUGUCUAAGAGAGAACCACUUUAUUGUAAAAUCAAUGUAAGAAACAUAACCUGUACACCACUGUGGGUUAAGACUAAAAAGCAAGUCAAAAGAAUCAAAAACGAGGAGUCUGAUUUUGCCAUAGGUUAUGAUGAACAUGACACUUGUAUCGGAGAAGGAGAGGCGGGUGCUUCGAUCUGCAUUGUAGACACCUGGACAUCUUUGUUUGUAUCUGAAGGGAAGACCUUUGUGAUUGAUGUGCUGUGGAACGGGAAGUCAAGGAUCAUGACAAUUACGUACAAGUUAUCGUUUCUCAACCUAUGCAAGAUGGAGAUAAUGGGAAGAAUGCACUGUUUGGAUGGAACCAUUGAAGAAGUAGCAAUGCCUCCCGGCCUUUAUUAUACAAUUCCGCAAGAAGAGGGCUUCUUCUUGGAGAUAGGAGCAUACGGAAAGUAUUCUGGUGUUGUGAAGAUAGAUGCAAAUACUAUUGGAAGGGAUGGAAGCAGGAUUUUUGGAACGGUGUGCAGGCUAGACUGGAUGGUGGUGGGGGUUGACAUAAUCAUAAGGGAUGCCUCUGGAACGUCUUCAAUUCUGAUAAUUGUUUAUCCGACCUUUGAAGUGAUGAACAGAACAACAUCCACGCUGAACCUAAUGUUUUCUGUUGGCAAAGAUGAUGGAUAUGUGGACGAAGGAGGAGUUUUGAGAAAGAACAUUCCAUUUUUUAUUGGAAAGGAUUGUAGAGAAGAUGUAUAUGACAUCGACUUCUCUGAGAUUCCAUUGGUUUGGAUACAGAACCUCGGGAAUCAAUCCAAAGCCAGGAUAUUUCAUAGCAAGCCAUCUAUCUUGAUUGAGCCAGGACAUUCUGGAGAGAUAAGAAAGGAGAAGUGUGAGAUAGAUACUUUCUUUGGAAAGCAUACUCUUAUACACAGGAUUCGAAUGGGUAUCUGGCCAUUUAUAGUGGUUGAAAAUCAUCUUGGGAAUGAAGUUUACAUUAAUGGGACCAAGUUUUGCCCAGGAACCUCAUGCAGCGACGAGAUAAAAGUUAUCUACAAGCUGUGUGCUGGAGAAUAUAGUACUGAUGUGCAUAUAACCGUUAGGAAGAAAUUCGUCCGAACCAUUGCCUUGGAAAGAAAGAGUAAUGGGAUUCAGAAGCCUAAAAGUAUCCAUGAGGGACUUGUGUGGACAAAUGAGGCCAUAUUCGGAGGACUUGGACCAAGAAUAGGUGUUUACCCUAGGACAAUCCGCCUUCUUCUUGGGUUCAAAGAAGAAUCAGGGAGAAGAACAAUUGAGCUCAGACAUGCUCAUUUGAUAAAAAACCAAACUCAGAUGAGACUUCUAGCAGUGUCUGAACAGGUGUGCUAUUAUGUGGAGCCCUGUGAAGAGGUGAUCUUCAAUACAUCUACAAAUGGAUUCUACUUGUUUGAUCCGGAUUGCAUGGACAACAGAUCCUUAAGGUCUUCUGGAGCGUUCAUCCCGUUAGACAUCAAAACGACAGAGUACUUCAAAUUGCAAGGGUCCGAGACUGUUCUACUCAGUGUAAACAAGUCCAGAAGCUUUGGGCAGUAUGUAUUUAGCAUAAGAACAGAAACGAACUGGCCAUAUAUGUUAUGCAAUGAUACAGACAUAGACCUGAAAUUCACACAAAACCAUGACACUGUCGAACAUGACGUGCUAAGGGAUUCUGUGUAUAAGUACGUAUUAGACAGUCUUGUACUUGAUCCGGUGAUAUUGUUAUGCAUUGAAGAUAAGAAGAUUCAACUGGACUUGAACAAGGACGGGGUUUUGUUCACAUCUGGAAUCAUCGUGUCUAUAGCCCAAUCUGGCACCACAAGAAUUGUUCGGGUUUCCAAAAGAGAUAUGCUUGGUAAUGAGACUAGGGAUUAUCUGAAAAUAGUGGUUGAUGGUUUGGCCAUGUCGUUAGUGGAUAGGGAAGGAGAUGAGGUUGUUUGCGGACACCUAAAAGGGAUGGAGAUCACGUUGGAGCGUGUUUUAAGAGAGAUAGAGAUGCCUAGAGGGGGAUCGAGUAUGAAAUAUGUAGAGUGGACGGUUGGAGCCAUUGUUGAAAGCAUACAGGUGGAUAAUCAGAAUGUAUUUUGUGUGUUUCCUGUUAUCCUCCAUCCUCUCGAUAAGAGCCUUAGAAUGGGAUCUAAGAGAAAAAGUGAUGAUAAAUUCCUUGUGUUUGAGCUUACUGUUGGAAGCUCAGCUCAUCAUGUUUCAGUGUCGAAUUUGUAUUGCAGAAUACAGGACUUUGCAUUGAACAUUGAGGAAAGCCUGGCCAUGAAUGUUAGCAAGAUGCUUGCACAAGGAGAGGACAGGGUGAAAGGGCAGGAAGGAAACAUAAGGAUCCAGAAUCUAAAGAUGGAAAGAAUAAGAGCAAAAGUCAAUUUCCUCAAGGACGUGGAGUCUGACUUUAUCUCUAAUGUUAUGGGGCUUCUCAUAAACAAUAUCAGCGACUUUUCUUUGGAAAUAGAUGGAAUGAAGGAGAGUUGCUUGUACACCACUUUUGAGGAGCUUAAGGAUGUUCUGACCAUUUUCUACAUGACUCAGCUCAAAAAGAAUCUUUACAAAGUUAUUACACAUCUCGACCUUAUUGGGAACAUAGGAAGCUUUACUGAAUCAGUGUCUAUGGGGAUCAAGGAUCUUCUCACCGAACCCACCCUAGAUACCAGUGUUACACAUGGAAUUGUGAAAGGAGGGAAAAGUUUCUUGAAGAACACUAUCUAUGGUGUUUCUAAUACUGUUGGGAAGUUCUCGAAAAGUAUAGGAACAGGUGCCAGAUUUGUGGGAUGUGAUGUAAAUCUUAAACAUGCAAAGGUUCAUCAUCCUUAUUCAUAUGACGCAUGCCUUCUUGUGCCUAAGACUCGGAACUCCAAAGGUUCUAUGAGAGCUAUACUCAAAGGGACGGGGAACUUCUUUGAUUCCAUAACACGUGGAAUGGCAGGAAUAGCAAUAUCACCUGUUGAAGGGGCUUCACAAGGAGUUGCAGGUGUUGUGAAAGGGCUGGGCAAAGGGCUCCUUGGUGCCUUUACUAGGCCCAUUGCAGAAGUUGCAGAUCUUAUAACCGACAUUUCCGAUGUUAUAAAGACAUCGAUGAAUGGCAAGAUCAAAAGAAUUCAAUAUCCAAGGCCCACUAGGUUUUCAGGCUGGCAUGAUGAAGGCUUGAAUCAAGGGUUUUAUAUAUUCACAGCUGUUGUCAAAAAGACCCAUGAAAAGGAAAGAUUUAUUGACGGGACAUUUGGAGACUUUAAUGGAAGAUGCCAGCUCAUUCUGACUACCGAAAGACUACUAGUGUCUGAUUCCAUCAGUAUCCUUGAUGUGAAUCUCGAAAGUAUAGUUGUUGAAGAGAACACCUACAAACUAAGGAUCGGAGAGUUCAGCAUUUCUGUUGAAAGACCUUCUUUUUCAACUUCGGUGAGGUUAGCAAUAGAGAGACGUUACCAAGAGCUAGUCAUAAGAAAUGAAACAUAA